ACAACAACUCCAUAUAGGAUUAAUUUUAUGAGUAAUUUAGGUACUUUAUAGAUAUUUAUAAAAUUGUCCAGUUUCGACUUAAAAUCAAUCGAUCGAGAAAAAGGAUAUGCAGUUUUGUCACUGUUAAUAUGCUCUCUACAGACAGCGGAAAUAAUUAAUGUAUAACUCUUCAUUUAUGACAUCCACAGAAGAAAUAUCAUAUUGGUUUUGAUAAUUAUGAUUUUUUUUACCUAUAACUGGUGAUUGGACAUGUGGAUAAGUUAUCCGUUAUGUUUGUGACACUUUACUACUGGACGUGAUUGCUCGAUGUACGCAAGUCCCGCCUUACUAAUAAAGACCCAAACGUGAAUCUUCUGCCGUCCUGAAAGCUGUCGUCUGCAAAUGGAUAGUGACAAUUCAUCUUACUCUCUGAAAGACGAAGGAAAGAGGGAAAUGUAUGAAUCUUUUCACUACUGGGCCAUCCAGAAUUAUGGGGACAGUGGAAAAACAAAAACAGUGACACAUAAAAAGUACCAACGUAUAACAGAUAUCCUGACGGGAGAUGAGCCUCCGACGGCUGGAAAUUCUAAAUUCAGAUUUUGGGUUAAAGCAAAAGGAUUCCGUUUAGGACCUGUAGACGGGAGUGACCCAUCCAGAACCUGCUUAUAUGUUCCAACAAAACCUGUUACUGAUUCUAACAGUAAUGAUACUAGUAAGGAGUAUAAACGGGUGGCCAUUGUGGAGGAUUUCUUCGACAUCAUAUAUGGAGUACACGUGGAGAUGGAUGGACGAGGAGGUAAACACGCAGGACAAAAAAGAACAUAUCGAGCGAUUGCUGAAAAAUAUGCCUUUUUACCUCGAGAGGCUGUAACACGGUUUCUUAUGUCAUGUUCUGACUGCCAAAAGAGGAUGCACUUAUCUUCUGCUGACAGUACAAACAACGAAUCUGUAAAUAGCAGUUUUGUAAUCCCCCAGUCACAAUAUAGCUUUAGGACUACGGAACAUGACAACGAGGCACAGAAUGUACCCAUUGUAGACUUCAACAUGCCGAUUACUCAAACUUACCUCAAUCACCUUAAGUACAGAAACCUCCACACAGAAGUUUACAGCGACGAGGAGAGUAUGUCUACUACAGACAGUCUAGCAAGUGAAGCGAGCCCUGUAACAGACGUGAGGACCAGCACACCUGUUAAAGAUGCCCCAUCUGAGAACGGAGACGCUGUAAAUGGACCUGUAAAUUUAUCAACACCAAAAAGCUCCAGGAGUACAGAUAGUCCAAUGGAAGAUGAUAAAGUACCAAUAGCUAAAUCACCAACCCCUAGAAAUGACAGAAAACGACGAGCAAGCGACGACAGUAGUGUAGAGAGUUCAACCAAGACUAGUGAGGUAGAAAUGGGCGAUGAUCAAGACGGCAAAGAUGAUGACGAUGAUAAUGACGACGAUGAUGACGAAAAAAUUCCAGUUGGGAAAGAAAUUGACCCCGAGAGACUGAAAGCUUUCAAUAUGUUUGUUCGAUUAUUUGUCGAUGAAAACUUGGACAGAAUAGUACCCAUAUCAAAACAACCUAAGGACAAAGUUCAAGCAAUUCUUGAAGCAUGUGAUCGUCAGUUUCCGGAAUUUCACGAGAGAUCACGAAAAAGGAUUAGAACUUACCUCAAGUCCUGCAGACGAAUGAGAAGAACUAAAGAGCAAAAUGGUUGGGAACCGCUUCGACCAACACCUCCCCACCUGACUUCAGCCGCAGCAGAAGGUCUUUUAAGUAGUGCAUGUGAAAAUGAGAGUAAUAAUGCUAAGAGAAUGCGCAUGGGACUUGAACCACUUCCGGCAUCAGUGAUGAACGCAGCAAAGGAAUCAUCUACCACUAACCAAAGUCAAACAUCUACACCACAAUCAACGCCUUCAUUACAGAAGCAGACGACACCACCACCACCAGCGCCACCUGCUGUCCAGGUUGCCCACAGUCGGUCUUCACCAGCACCACAACCCUCAGCAACUCCUCAGGCUGAAAGACAUUCACAGAGUAACAGUGAUUUCCUACGACAUCAGCCUCCACCACCCGCCUUCAGGCCUCCUCCAGAGUUUCAUUCGCCAUUUUUUCCGAACGGAAACGGACUUUUCCGUCCAGGUUUUCCGCCAACCUAUCAGCAUCCAGCCCAUCAUCACCCCACAGUGUUGUCACAUAGUUCUAUAACAGCAAACUCUGUACAAAAUGGACCAACCGAUUUAAGCUUGAAGAAAAAUUCUGCAAAGAACCAGCUAAGUUCUACUGAGAUAACAACUAUUAAGCAGCUCAUUGCAGGAUAUCGUGAAUCUGCCGCCUUUCUGUAUCGAUCAGCAGACGAACUUGAACAAUUACUUCUGCAACAAAACUGAUAGUAGAUGAGGUUCAAUUGAAACUUGUGAAAUGUAUUUGAAUAUAAUGUAAUAACUUGAUUAUAAAUAGCAUGUAUUUUGUUUAAAACUACUCUUUUGUAAAGAAAACUCUAAAUGAAAGUCAACCAUGUGCAUACUGUUUUUGUUCACUUGGUGAAAGGCCCCAAAUUGUAUAGUUUGUCACAAUUUCCCGAAUCAUGUUUUGGACUUAACAUGGUUUAUAUACAAUAUAUUGUUGUUUUGUAUGAUUGAGAGAGUUUACUUGAUGUUCUAUUUUGUAUUGGGUAGAAAGAAUCUUUUAUCGCCGCAAACUUAAGCGUUUAAAUGAAUGAGAUAUCCUGGAAAUAGUGUUGUAAUACGAUUUAAUUUUCAUUAAGUAUUUAUUUUCAAGGAAAAUUCAUACCUGCAUAUCUUAAAGGUUCAUGCUUUGUCACUACACAUAUUAUAGUUUUUGACAAUCCAUUUUUUAAAACUUCAAAUAUGUAAUUGAUUUUUAUAAAUUUAUACCGGGAUAAAUUAUAACAGAUUAUUUUUGGCCUGAUUUUCAUAACUUAUGUGGUGCAUAUGUCAUGCUCUAGCUCAUUGUUCUGUGAUCUUGCAGGGAUAUUAAAUAACUAGUCAAAUUUUACAUUUAUAUAUUAUCAUGUGUAUAGUUGUGGGCUUACUUGUCUGUGUUUCCAUUGAUAUUAUAUUUUACAAUUACAGAGCUAUUUUUGUAUUUUUAAUGUUUGAUAUUUGUAUGAAUUUGCAGUUGUGGUCACAUUAUCCCAGGAAAGUGCUAGAUUUUCUUAGAUUUUAAGUAAUUUCUUAUUUAUUUUGUUGUAAACCUUUUAAAACCUUCGAUAUUUUCUGUUCUUAAACCUUCAAUAGCUUAAAGUUCUUUCAUAAUUAUUUUUAAAUGAGGAUGAGUGUAACUUUUAACGAACAUGCAAAUAGACAGUUCUACAUGAGUUAAUUUUAAUUCGUGGUCUUGGAGUACACUUUUAGUGAUUUUCUGUGGUUUUGCUUUAAAGUAAAAGUAUUUUAUAUUGCUACAUUAUUUUAUCAUUUAUAAUGUGAGAAUAAACCUUAAUGCCUCAUGAUUUUUUAAUGGCAUAGCUCUCGAAAGAAAGUUAAAAGAAAUGUCAAAUAUUUGUAUCAAACUUAAGACAUUUACACAUUUUUUGGUCAGGUUAUUUAUCCUGUAGCCUUCUGUUUCCUUUGCUACUUUUCCUAUACCAUGUUUCUAUAUCCUUAUUAACAUAGUACAAUAAGAUUAUAAUAAAUUAUUUGCAAAAAACAAUUUUGGUUUUGAUAUUGAAGUACAAACUAUAUGCUAAUAUUUUUUUAAUUUAAAAUAUGCUUAAAUUAUAUUGAAGAGACUUUACUUGUGUCUUUUACACGAUGGUCGAAUGAGAGGUUUUGAUAUAACAGCCUUGACCAGUUAUUUUCAAUAUGGCUUGUCCAGAAAAAUGUAAAAUUCUUUAAUUUUUUUAUUUAUAAAUUGAAUCAAAAUAUUGUUUUAUAAUAUUAGAGGACGUUGUGCAAUGAUUGAUUUAGUUUUUAGGAGUAAGAAAAUCUUAUACUUCUCAGGUUACUCAAAGAAAUCACAUGCAAUUAUUUCAUUUAGUUAAACAAAUUUUAUAUAGCGUGGGAUGCUUACAUUCCAAGAAAUGAAAUAACAUGUUUGCAUUGAAAUAUAAAGUUACUGGAGUAAAUCCUGUGCUGUUUUAUCAUUAUACAUUUAAAAAAAUGUUUUACUUUGAAUUUUAAAGGCAAUCGUUUUAAUAAUCUGCCUCAUUUGUGUUCAUAAUUUGUAGAUAUUUCUUGUGUUUAUUUAUUUGACAUUCCUUUGUUUUGUUAUUUAUUUAUUUCUGUUGUUUUCAGUAUUAUUUACUAUACUAUAUAUGACUGUUUUUAUUUUUGUGUAUUUUUGAUCUCAAAAGUGCAAUAGAUUAAAUUAGGUGGAUAUUUAAUAUUUAUAUUCAUGUAAUGUAUUUUUGUCUUGUGAAAAGA
Mytilus trossulus (common blue mussel) is the source of this 4347-nucleotide messenger RNA. RefSeq names its product nucleolar protein 4-like. The transcript has 10 exons. Bases 382 to 2352 code for a protein of 656 amino acids. NCBI's taxonomy places the organism in Eukaryota, Metazoa, Mollusca, Bivalvia, Mytilida, Mytilidae. The record is from RefSeq and is a predicted model, not a curated record.